CUGUCAACGUACCUACACCUACCUUACCUUACCUGGGUAUAUAUCAGUCGGGCGGCCUGGGGCGCCUCGGGGAUUCCUUUCACUUGUUGUAAUAACUACCUACCUAGGUAGAUAGACUUUCACUCCCUAAAGGCAUAUCCUCCGUCACUAUUUGGCUUACGCAGCCUCCUCUCGAACCUUUCAGGCGAAGGCCCGAUCGCAGCUGUGCCUCAACUAGCCCGCCUAUCCUCCUCACCCCUCGAAGCCUCUUUCAGCACAUCUACUAUCUUGACCAUACUCUUCUGGACGUCAAAAACCUGGAGUGGGAGGUUUUAGAAUCAUGAGUUUAUUUCGCUCCUCUUCAACUAAUUCAAACCGGUACCAGAAGCCUCGGGCUACAGUGCCCAUUGCGAAUACGCCCAGAUUUUUCCCGCCCCUGAGACCCCCGAGCGCCCCAGCCGUCGCGCUACAACAGGCGUCUCAGGGGCCAGUCAACACCAGCAGUGGGGGCCCCUCCCAGUAUUCCGACAAUUUCAACCGGCUCGACUCGCCAUUCACCGUCAGAUCGGAAAACAAGUCCGGUAACAAGAGGCAAAGGCGUGACAGCGGCGAUGAUGACGGUGGGCAGAACUGCGACGGACAAAAGCCAAAGCCUGAAGGACGGAAAGGCAAGGGAAAAGAUGUUACAGGCCUCCGCCUAGCAUGUCACUACUACAAGAGAUAUAAUGGCUUGCACUGCUCGUCGGUUUGUUCUGGGCCCAAGGGCUGGCCCAAUAUCCACCGUCUCAAGGGACACCUCGCCCGAGUUCACAAAGCUGGAGCGCGCUGCCAGCGGUGCGGAGAAGUAUUCAUGACGGUAGAAGAUGACAGAAUCCAUUCCAAUCAGAAUCCGCCCUGCUCACACCGUGACCCGACGGAUUGGAGCUACAAGAAGUACGACCAAUACCAAAGCGAUGAGGUGAAGAAGCGUUACCGGGAAGUUCCAGGCAAAAAUACAGUGACGCAUCAGGAGGAAUGUUGGGUGUCCCUAUGGAAAAUUUUAUUUCCAAACUGGAACGAAGCUCUACAUGGAUGCAUUCCAACAGCAUACUAUGACAAGUCACCAACCCGGCACUUUGUUGAAUGCGUUAUCUCCAAGCGAAACCGCGACACCAACCUCCACCAGCAGCUUCUUCUCCAUUUGUCAGGUGACCGAACUGCUUUGAAACAGAUCCUAGAGAUAAUUGCCAGACACGAGAGGGCCAGCGAAUCUAGUUGGCAAGGCGACAAGCCAUCCCAGAUUCACUCUGCCUUUGCUGCCUCGGAUAGUUCAGUCCAUCACGCACAAGAUGAGCUACAGCUGCUGUUAGACCCUCCCGCUGUGACGCCUCCGCCCAGACCGCACCUUCAGAUCGUGCCGCCGUCCCAUCCGGGGUACCUUUCCCCCAACUACUGUGUCUCCAUCGCAGACUCAUCCCACACUGGUUCGAGCAUCGGGACAUCGCAACUGCUCACGGGAAUGAGCAACAGGCACCUCGAUGUGCCGGGCAGCCGCGCAAGCGCCUCGGGAGAGACAGAGGGUACGUUCGUGGGUGGUGGAUACGACUGGGAGGUCCGCAGUGCUCCCUGCCUCGGCCCAGACCGGUCUGAUAUCUUUGCAACACCAAGUCAAGGUCACCCAAGCUCUGGCGGCCUUGCCGAAACUGGAUAUACAGCUCUACCGUGGCCCGUGCCUGGGCAACCUCAGCUGCCGGACCUGGCCAUGGGAGGCAUGUCAGCGAUGACCAGCUUUGCAGUCGAUCCUGCUUUCGCCAGUAGUGAUGUUGACACGAACUCUAGGGGCACCUUGCCUCUACACCAGGAUCUCUCACAAUCAAUGCAAUCCCACAACAACAUUGUCUAUGUGCCUCAGCCUUGGUCCAACAGCCUCCAGAGAAUAGAAGAUGUCUCGCAGGUGAUAGCCAAUUACCAUAUGCAGUUUCCGAACACUUCUAAAACGGCAAUAUAACGACGGAGCGCCCCCUUGGAACUCUUAGGGGACUGGAUUUUUUUCAAUGUCUUUUCUUUCGUGUCUGCAAAUUUACCAUGUACAUAGAUUGUCUUCAAGAAGAGGGGCCCUGGGAUUACUGAUCUCUGGCCGAGGACUAGUAGAUCUCUGUGAUACUCCGCGAGAACCUAAACAACUUUAUAUCAUUUAUUUUUGCCCCCUCUAGA
Molecule: messenger RNA, 2172 nt
Organism: Pyricularia oryzae 70-15
Lineage: Eukaryota; Fungi; Ascomycota; Sordariomycetes; Magnaporthales; Pyriculariaceae
Exons: 4
Coding region: 320-1966 (548 amino acids)
Source: RefSeq, a predicted model, not a curated record